Molecule: messenger RNA, 2665 nt
Organism: Mauremys reevesii (Reeves's turtle)
Lineage: Eukaryota; Metazoa; Chordata; Testudines; Geoemydidae
Product: trophoblast glycoprotein-like
Exons: 3
Coding region: 146-1267 (373 amino acids)
Biological process (GO): negative regulation of canonical Wnt signaling pathway
Cellular component (GO): plasma membrane
Molecular function (GO): protein binding
Source: RefSeq, a predicted model, not a curated record
GGCGGGGGGCGGGCAGCGGGCUAGUCCCCUCCCAGCCGGCCCCGCCCGCUGCCUUUGAAUCUCGUUCAGCCCAUUGUGCGCUCGGCGGAGCCCGGUGGGAAGGGGAGCGGACGCCUGCCCGCGGCGGGCAAAGGGCUUGUUGGAAAUGUCCCUCCGGGAGCCCCCCCCUGCCAGUCUGGGGUCCUGGGGGCUCCUGCUCCUGAGCCUUCUCCUUGCCCCGCUUGCCUGCCGGGCGUGCCCAGCCCCCUGCGAGUGUUCGGAACCAGCCCGGACUGUCAAGUGUGUCCUGAAGGAGCUGAGCGCUGUUCCGGCUGCGAUCCCCGGGUAUACCCGCAACCUCUUCAUCACCAGCAACCAGAUCGCUCGCCUCGGCAGCCAGGACUUCCGGGGGCUGCCCAACCUGGUCACCCUCUCCCUGGCCAACAACAGGAUCAGCGCUGUGGAGUCACACGCCUUCUCUGCCCUCCCCAGCCUACGUUACCUGGACUUGAGCAAUAACCGCUUGGCUACCAUCCACCCCGACGCUUUCAACUCCAGGAACAACUCCAUCCAGGAGCUGAACCUGAGCCGCUCAUUCUACAACUCCUCCACCAUCCGGCCCGUGGCAGCCGCCAUAGUCCAGGGCGGCUUCCGGAGCCUCUCCAAGCUGGAGCUGACCAACAAUGAGAUAGUCUACCUGCCGCUGGGCAUGUUCUCCAGCCUCCGCAGCCUCCGGCACCUGGACUUGAGGAACAACUCCCUGGUGGACAUUAAGAACUCCACUUUUGCUGGCCUCGACCUCGAGCACCUCGACUUGACCUUGAAUGCCCUCAAGACCCUCCGGAUUGAGGCGCUGGCUGAGCUGGGGAGGCAGCUGCACCUUCGCCUCUUCCUGAGGGAGAAUCCUUUCGUGUGCAACUGCGACAUUGAGGACCUGGUGAGCUGGCUGAAUCAGAGCCAGCAGGUGGCCGACGUGGAGAAACUGGCCUGUGUCUUCCCCCGGCACCUCCAGAACACAUCCCUGAUGGACCUGGCCGGGGCAGAGCUGGGCUGCCACUCCAGCCAGCACAGCCAGAACACUCUGCAAACCUCCUACGUUUUCCUGGGCAUUGUUCUGGGCAUCAUCGGCAUGGUCUUUCUCUUCGUGCUCUACCUGAACCGCAGGGGCAUCAAGACGUGGGUGAACAGCACGCGGGACGCCUGCCGCAACUUCAUGGAGGAGUAUCGCUAUCGUUACGAGAUCGACUCCGACCCCCGCGUCACCCAGGUCUCCACCUUGGACAUAUGACCACGUUCCUCUCGAGAGCCCACGGGGGGAGGCUCUUCGGAUGGCUUUGUGAGCUUUCAGGGGUGGCCUGGUGCUACCCAUCUCCAGAACCAAUUCAUCUGCCUGGUGAUGAGCUGUGACGCUCCUUGUGACGGAGUUAGAACUUUUUUCUUCUCCUGUUUGAGGGACCUUGCUGGGGGGAGGGGGAAGGCGCAAUCUCCCCCUGCAUGGUCUCUCUUGCAUUGUAUUCCUGGCCCUCGGGGAACCCCUCUGGCAGUGGGACUCAGCCUUGGGCAGAUCUCUUUGUGGGCAUUAUAAAGCGGACACAAGACAGGGAUUUCUGCCUCCCUUUGGCUUCAAGCUUCCAUUCAGGUACUUUUGGGGUGGGAGGCUCUAUCCAAUGCAGGGAGUUGCUGCAGUGGGAUCACAAGAACUGCCCCACGGGACCAACCCACCGGCUCGGUUAGCUCAGCAUCCGCACUCUUCUACAGCAUCAAUGCAAACCUUGGAGCUAACGCAAUAAUAAACCUUGGGGGUAUGUGGGAGAUUCCUUCCUAACCCCAGCUGCCGAUCGGCCUACGCCCUGGAGCAGGUGGAUCGAGAGCCCUGGGGAUGGUUCAUUUAGCUUUGAAGCCACUGCUGCCAGUGGAGGGAAUGAGCUAUGAAAACCCAGGGCAGUGUCUGGAAAGCCCACUAGGGGGCCCCAUGCCGGCAGGGGCAGGACAGCUGGGCUUUCACCAGUAUCCUGGGAUGAAAGGGCUCGUGCGGCUCACUCUCCUCCUGCUUUCGGAGAUGCUGGCUGAAUCCUGGGGACGCCAGCAAGUCCUUCCUCGCGCAGGCGCCCUGCAGGAGCUGGGCCGGGAGGGAGGGAAGUUUUACAUGGGGGGAUUCUUUGAGGGGUUUUAUUACUGUACAUAUUGUAAACCAGGGGAAUGGGGGAGGGGGGAUUUUGUUUUUCUCAAUGCACUGAGCACACGGAAUAACCAUCCCGGCUGCUGGCAAAUUCCUGUUAUGAACUAAAGCCCAGAUUGUUAAUGCUGUGGUGGCGGUGCUGCACGCGGUGUCACGGCGCCCAACUGACUUAGGAGCCCAAUCGCACUUUCCAAAGGGAUUUAGGCACUUAGGAGUCCCCAUCCGUCGACCGCCAAUGGACUUAGGCUCCAGGGCCUAACUGCCUAUGGGGAUUAGGCUCCCCAGGCAGCCUGGCAUUGGGCAUUGAGUGCAGCAACGUGAUAGCAUCACCGGGCUGGGAUCUUCCAGGCAAAUCUUCCUCGGGUGUCAGUUCGGGGGUCGCCGCACGGGCUGACCAGUGCGCUCCAAGCGGGGCGGCGGCUGCCUUCCCCCCCCACGAGGUGGGGGGAACAUGCUCCUACUGGUUUUGUCGCCCAAUUUGGACCAAUAAAUGAUUUCUCAAACUGC